This is a messenger RNA of Brugia malayi, 270 nucleotides long. RefSeq lists its product as uncharacterized. The record is from RefSeq and is a predicted model, not a curated record. Bases 1 to 270 code for a protein of 89 amino acids. The transcript is spliced from 2 exons. NCBI's taxonomy places the organism in Eukaryota, Metazoa, Nematoda, Chromadorea, Rhabditida, Onchocercidae.
AUGAUUUACUUAUCCGGUGUAUCUAUUUUGAAAUUUCAUGUAUUGUUUGUUGUUGUUGAUGAUGAUGGUGGUGAUAAGGAUGAUGGUAAUAUGAUGAUGAUAAUGAUGAUGAUGGUAAUGGUGAUUAUGAUAAUGAUAAUGGUGAUGGUGAUAUUUAUGCGAAUUGCUGCUGCUGCUGUUGAUGCUGCUGCUGCUGAUGAUGAUGAUGAUGAUAAUGAUAAUGCGGCUCCUCUGUACUGUAGAAUUUUGCGCCGGGGUGCAUUUCGGUAA